AUGGACGCCGUAAACCUCGCAAUCCAAUUAGUCACCUCACCCGCGGGCUCACCUCCAUACCACAACCAUACAGUCAACGACAGAUAUUCCGGAUGGACUACGGGGGGAGGCACCACUUUCGGCAUUGUCGUUCUCGCCCUCCUCUGCAUUCUCGUCCUCCUAAUUCUAGCAACCGCCCAUGGCGUAGCACGACUCCACGAAUCUGGUUACGACCACCCAUACGUCAGGGCAGUGAUAAGACCCAAGGAACACAAUAAUUACGGCACGGUUGGCGACAUGGAUAAACCUCAAUACAUUGACAUCGAGUCAUCGGUGGACUGGAAGGUGGACGACGACCGCCUCGCCUACUUGGCUAUGGCAGAUUGGGAUGUUGUCUAG
Molecule: messenger RNA, 378 nt
Organism: Exophiala mesophila
Lineage: Eukaryota; Fungi; Ascomycota; Eurotiomycetes; Chaetothyriales; Herpotrichiellaceae
Exons: 1
Coding region: 1-378 (125 amino acids)
Source: RefSeq, a predicted model, not a curated record